ACACUGCUAAUACAGCUAAUUAGAUGGCCGGAACACAAGAAACCGGAAAUGGGAAAAAGGUGGUGGUUAUCGGCGGUGGUGUGGCUGGUUCUUUAGCUGCUAAGUCUCUGCAAUUCGUUUCUCAACUCACUCUCAUUGAUCCGUGAGAUCUGAUUGGUGUAAGUUUGGGGGUCUGGAUCACGGAGAUAGGCCGUGCGAUAGGAAUGAGUUUAACAGUGUAUAUCUGCUUUAUGGUGGAUUUGGAUGUGGUUUAAUCGUAGAUUUUUGUUUACGGGGAUUGCUUACUAGAUGUCAUCCGAUGGGAAUGAGUUUAAUGGUUUAGAUCUGGAUUUUGUGCGAGUCGUAAUUUGUGAAUUUAUCGAUUCAGAUUUUGGUUACUUGCUCUGAGAAAAGAAUAUUUUGAGAUUCCAUGGGCAAACUUGAGGGCAAUGGUAGAGCCAUCAUUUGCUGAGAGAUCAGUAAUCUACCACAAGGAUUACCUCACAAAUGGUAAUAUUGUUACAUCCAAAGCUAUCAAUGUAAAAGAAAAUGAAGUCAUGACUGCUGAUGGUCGUUCAAUUUCCUAUGACUAUCUUGUCAUAGCUUCUGGUCACAAAGAUCUGUUCCCGGAAAGUAGAACAGAGAGACUUAAACAGUACCAGUCAGAAAAUGAAAAAAUAAAAUCUUCCCAGUCCGUACUGAUUGUUGGAGGUGGGCCUACUGGUGUAGAACUUGCUGGGGAAAUUGCGGUUGAUUUUCCUGAGAAAAAGGUUACUCUGGUGCAUAAUGGAUCUAGAUUGCUGGAAGUGCUUGGACCUAAAGCUGCCAAGAAGACUCUAGACUGGUUGACAUCGAAAAAUGUGGAAGUGAAAUUUAAUCAGAAAGUCAAUUUGAGUAAUCUUGCAGAUGGAAGCAAAGACUAUAAAACUUCAGCUGGAGAAACAAUCAAAGCAGAUAGCCAUUUCCUGUGCAUUGGGAAACCACUGGCCUCAGAAUGGCUAAAAGAGACUGUAUUGAGGGACAGUUUAGAUGAAUUUGGGAGGCUAGCAGUAGAUGCAAACCUCAGAAUUAAGGGCUGCAAGAAUAUCUUUGCAAUUGGUGAUAUUACAGAUCUUAAGGAAAUGAAACAGGGGUAUCUGGCACAAAAACAUUCUGCAGUUGUGGCGAAUAACAUCAAGAUAUUAAUGUCUGGAGGAAAUGAAGGUAAAAUGUCGAUUUACGAGCCUACUUCAAAGGCCAUUGCUAUUGUUACACUAGGUAGGUGUAAUGGAGUGGCUGAAUUUCCAUUUUUAACCCUCAGCGGAUUUAUCCCCGGUUUAAUAAAGUCCAAAGAUUUGUUUGUGGGGAAGACAAGGAAACUUAUGGGGCUGAACUAAGUGUCACCAGGUCAAAGAAACUACCUUUAUUAUGUAAAUUACGCCUUUUGUUACAGAUUAUAAUUUUGGAAGUCCUUUUUCAGUUUUACUUCAUAUUAUUAUUAAACUUGUUGUAUAAUAAAGAUGUUGAACAUCCAAAAGUCGAAAGUGAGCUGUUGUUCCA
Daucus carota subsp. sativus is the source of this 1518-nucleotide messenger RNA. RefSeq lists its product as uncharacterized. Gene Ontology annotation, molecular function: flavin adenine dinucleotide binding; electron-transferring-flavoprotein dehydrogenase activity. The transcript is spliced from 5 exons. NCBI's taxonomy places the organism in Eukaryota, Viridiplantae, Streptophyta, Magnoliopsida, Apiales, Apiaceae. The coding region runs from base 429 to 1355 and encodes 308 amino acids. Gene Ontology annotation, cellular component: cytoplasm. The record is from RefSeq and is a predicted model, not a curated record.